Molecule: messenger RNA, 4387 nt
Organism: Menidia menidia (Atlantic silverside)
Lineage: Eukaryota; Metazoa; Chordata; Actinopteri; Atheriniformes; Atherinopsidae
Source: the annotation of a GenBank genome assembly
UAACUGGUUGACCAGUACCAGCAGAAGAUAUUAGUAGUCUCUACAUCAAAUGUCAAAGGUCAGGCUGUCCUCAAGUCUGACAUUUAUUUUAGAUUUUGCUUAUAAAGAGACACACUGCAUUUUUCUAUGUUUAUGGUUUAACCAUCCUGUUUUGUGCUAUUAUGUUUAUAUCUAACUUAUGCCAGCGUCGAUCAGUCAACACAUUUUUUUGUCUUGGCAAUAUUCUAAACUGUAACCAAACAAGUGUCUCCAACCUUCCGUAUUAAUAAUUCAUUUGCCACUGAAUAAAUUAUUGAAACAUACCCGCUGGACAGCAGCGGACAGGGAGGGGAAAAUACGGAGAGCGAAGGCGUCUCACUGCUGUUGGACCAAUCAGAGGAAGAGCUCCCACACUCCUGCCAACAUUCAGCCAAUCAGAGCAGCACUUCCUCCAUUUCCUGUUGUGGACUCGGACUUGGACAGGGAAAUCCUCUGGUCCAGAAUAUGAAUUAAAUGCCGCUGUGUGCUCGAAUGACUUUACUCUAUUUGUCUUCAGAGGUGUUGCUCGUGACCGAGCCGCGUGCCAUGGCUGAGGGGGACGGCAGGGACCGGCUGUUGCACCUGAUGUCAUGAGGCGUCUGCUGGCAUUUCCUUGACAACCGCCCGAUCAGAUCCAUAUAUUUAUUAAGGGAACACCAUGUCCAUCACGCUGCUGUGGGCUGUGGAUGUGUACGGCAGAGUGUACAGCCUCUCCACAGCCGGCCAGCAAUGGGUGCGCGCCGACGACAUGCUGCUGGAGCUGAAGCGCGUCAGCGCGGGGAAGGGCCGCUGCUGGGGCAUCGGCUGCGACCACCACGUUUACCUCAACAUCAUGCCCAGUGAGACAUCCAUCCGCUACCGGGAGGAAACCUACGAGAACCAGCGGUGGAACCCAGUGGAUGGCUUCACUGAUGUCCUGCUGCCCACUGACCGCUGGCCGUGGAGCGACGUGACCGGCAUGAAUCCUCAACCUCUCCAGAGCUUCCAGCUGCCCUCCCGCAGCUGGGAGUGGGAGGGAGACUGGUAUGUGGACCAGAGCUGUGGAGGAGAACCCAGCCAGACUGGGGGCUGGGAGUAUGCUGUGGAUUUCCCUGCUAACUUCUCUCCAGACAAGAAGUGGAACUCGUGUGUUCGUCGUAGACGUUGGAUCCGUUACAGAAGAUACACUGCACAAGGAACCUGGGCAAAGAUCCCCUUGGACAAUCCCAAAAAAACCCCUCUGCCACUCUGUGACAUCAGCUGUGGUGGCUGGGAGAUGAGUGAUCAAUCUGGAAGGUACCCCUACCUCUGGGGUGUGUCCCAACAAGGACAGGUGUGGUUCAGAGAGGGUAUCCAACCUCGUGUUCCGGAGGGGACUAGUUGGGAGGAGGUGGAAGCCCCCAAAGAGGUGGCUCAGCUGUCGGCCGGCCCUGGAGACCUUCUGUGGGCUCUGCUGUGGGAUGGAAACCUGCUGGUUCGUACUGGCCUCAGCCUGGACAGCCCCACUGGCAUGUCCUGGGUGGAGGUGGAAUCCCCAGUGAAGGAGGUUGAAGCGCUACAUGUGGCUGUUGGAGUCAGUGUGGUCUGGGUGGUCACUAAAGACUACAAGGUGUGGUUCAGGCGUGGCGUGAACUCCCACAACCCCUGCGGCUCUGGCUGGAUCAGCAUUGGGGGAGAGAUGAUGAUGGUGGACAUUGGGCUCAAUGACCAGGUGUGGGCGGUUGGUGAAGACCGCGGCUUGUAUUUUAGGAUGGGUGUGACCCCGCAUGAACCCAGUGGAAAUGGCUGGAUCCCUGUUUCUGCCCAGUGGGGCUGCAAUAAAGAAGGCCUGCCACCCAGGGAUGACGGGGAGUUUAGCGGGCAGCUGACUGAGGCCUCACAGGGCUCGGUCCUGAGCUGCACCGACUCCGACUCCGAGUUAGGUCCCGCCGAUCCACAGCACAGUGCUGCUCACACCCCAGUCCUGGAGGCAGAAGCCCCCUCCAUCGUCCCGUUGGGGGGAGCCGACACCCCCGCGCCGCCUCAGGAAGUAAAAGACGCCCCCGCGGCCCCCCAGCAAGAUGCUCCCAAGGCCUUCAUCCCAACCAGCGACAGCUUCAUCAACAGCCUGGUGUCGGACCGGGAAAGAAGCUCCACGCCGCAAACGUCCAUCAGCGAAUUACCACAGGAGGAGGACGAGGCUCUGCCCCCGGCACCGAUCCUCCCGACCCCCCAGGCUGGGGGACACGACGUGCCCUGGAUGAACGUGGACCUGGAGGGGGCGGAGGCAGCCCGGAGUGCUCUGGCAGCAGGGCGCUCAUUGGGUGACGGUGCCUCGGCAGCCACCUAUGCUCUGGGGGCUCUGGACAGCUCGAAGGGCAUCGGGGAGGAGGACGGGCCAGUGUGGGCUUGGAUUACUGGUGGAGGCUGUGACAUUGAUGCCAGUUCUCAAAUCAGCUGGCUCAGUCCCACAGGUCCUCUCACCAGCUCGUUGUCCCUGACUCCGGUCCAGUCAGCAGCCUGGAGUGAGCAAGCUCAGCAGCAGGAACACAGAGAGGAGAUCAGUAAGAAACCGCUGGAGAGGAGCAACUCGGUGUGGGUGCGUAAAGGUAGCCUGCGCUGGUGGAGAGACUGGAAACCACAACGCUGGAUCGAUGUGGGCGUUGCUCUUGAACAAUCCACAAAGUUUGAUGGCAGGAAAGACAGUAUUUUCUUUGUCUAUUACACACAGUACGACGAGAAAAAGUACCUUCACGUGUACAUAAAUGAGGUGACAGUGUUGGAGCCGGUGCUCCGGGACUGCCCCUAUGCCUUUGCUGUGUACACAGCAGAAAGGACCAAACAAAGAUGGCCUCUGGUCCUGGCGGCCCAAACCGAGCAAGACAUGAAUGACUGGUUGCACCUGUUGUCUGACUGUUGCUGUGAGUGCCGAGGGAUCAGGGGCCCUCCAACCAGACAGGCCCUGUGGUCCACCACUUCAAAGGGAGACAUUAUGGUUCACGAGCCGUCGGUCUGCCUGGAAGUUCCUGGACAAACUGUGGCCUGUGACCACAUGUUCUGGCGGCAGGUCCCGGGCCACCUGCGCUGUGUAGAGUCUAACAGUCUGGGGCUGGUGUGGGGCAUCGGGUGGGACGGCACCGCCUGGGUCUACAGUGGGCCCAACCCGGGAGGUGUCACUGAUAUGCACCAGCAAACCGAUGUCAGGAGUAUACACGUGUAUGAGAAUCAAAGAUGGAACCCUAUGACUGGAUACACAGACAAGUUGGACAUCUUCAUCUCCGCACGUUUCAUACAUUUCUCGACCGUACUGCGGUCUGAAAUAAUGAACGUCCAUUUCAUUAUUGACUCUUCCAGAGGACUCCCGACAGACCGCCCCAUGUGGAGUGAUGAGAGUGGGCUGAAGGAGAGCACCAAAGGCAACACACAUCCACCUUCCCCUCAGUGGUCCUGGGUGUCAGAGUGGGUUGUGGACUACAAUGUCCCCGGAGGAACAGACAACGAAGGCUGGCAGUACGCCGCGGACUUCCCCACGACGUUUCACGGGCACAAAACCUUGAAGGACUUUGUAAGACGCAGAAGAUGGAUAAGGAAGUGUAAGAUCACUGUGAGAGGUCCAUGGAAGCAGGUGCCGCCCAUCUGUCUCAGUGACAUCUCUCUGAUGCCGUGUCUGGCCCAGAGCAGGAUGGAGCAGGUCCCGGUCUGGGCCCUCAGUGAUAAGGGAGAUGUGUUGUGUCGGUUGGGAGUCAGCCUCCAAGACAGAGCGGGCAGCUCCUGGCUUCAUGUAGGCACAGACCAGCCUUUUAAGUGCAUCUCCAUUGGCGGAGCCAAUCAGGUGUGGGCCAUCGCUAAGGACGGAGCCGUGUUCUACAGAGGGUCAGUGUCCCCACAAAACCCUGCAGGGGAAUGCUGGUAUCAUAUCCCAUCUCCCCUGAGACAGACUCUCAGACAGCUGUCUGUUGGACGGACUUCUGUGUUUGCUGUAGAUGAAAAUAGUAACCUGUGGUACAGACAGGGCCUCACCCCCAGCUACCCCCAGGGCUCCGCCUGGGAGCUCAUCUCCAACAAUGUGACCAAGGUCUCUGUGGGACCACUGGACCAGGUUUGGAUCAUCGCUGAUGGCGUUCCAGGCUUCCCUGCUGAGACGCCCGGAGCCGUCUGCCACCGGCUGGGUGUGGGCCCCAUGCAGCCCAGAGGCCAGUCCUGGGACUAUGGCAUAGGGGGAGGAUGGGAGCACAUCAGUGUGAGGGGGAACUCAGCAGAGGCUCCACGGGCCCCCCCCCCCUCCUGCCCCGGGCUCCUCCCGCAGCCCAGCCCCUCAAAGGGCGCCGGCCCAAGCCAACGGAAACGCCGUCCCCGUUUGUGCCUGGAUCUGCAUUCAUCCCCACGGACCUUCUCCCACAUUCCCUACCUG